ACAUUUAAGUAUGUGAGGCUACAUUUACUAGCUUGUAAGUUUACACCAGGAUGGGUUGCCUAGCCUGCGUAGACCACCAUUUCUUUGUGCAUAGUGACGUCAGACAGUAACGCCGUGUACGAAAUGUAAACAAUAUCAACAAAAACAUUUUAUCAUAGCAACAUUUCAUGGAAUUAUCAUCAAGCUUCAACCAGUAGCAAUGGCAGCAAUGAAGGGAUUUAGUUUUUCAUCUGCGUGGUAUUUUAGCGCAUUUAUUUUUUAUUCACACCUUCUGUGUAUUAUAAUGCUUAUAACAAAUGUGGACUCGGGAAAUAAGUAUUCCGCGGAAGCGAACAAAAAGUUUUACAAGCCAGAAGGAAAUGUAAACUUACAGACACUCCAAAAACCAUUUAGGAUGGCAAAGCUGAACACGUUGUGGGCUAAAGCUCAACAGAGACUUACUGAAACAAAACUGAAGUCUCUGUUCAGUGACUUAAAAAUUCAAGACAAAGAGGAGAUAGCAUGGAAGCAGGUAAAGACAGAAGGCCUGGAUAAGGAAGGUUUGAAAGAAGCACAGCUGAGGAAGAAGUUGACUGGAAUAAUGAACUCAUAUGGACUCUUGGAACAUUUUGAAGACAUCACUGACCCAAAACUGUUGAAGCAACAUAAGGCUUUUAAUGAUGCCUCUGAUGACUACAUCAACAAGAGCUUGUUCAAGGACAAGAAGCUAAACAAGUUAUGGCUGAAAGCAGAGAAAGCUGGAUUUACUCCUGAAGAGUUGAGUGUGUUGAAGGAAGAAUUCAUGCACCAUCAAGAUAAGAUUGAUCAGUAUUACACUAUAUUGAAAGAUGUGGAAUCACCUAAUGAUACUGAAGAAAAUUCCGUUGACGACAAACUGGAAAAAUUCAAUCGGAUUGAACGAGCUGAAGAGGGAGAGAAUGUUGACAAGAGUUAUUUGCACAAAGCAAACUUGUUAAGAGAAAGGCACAAGGAUAUUCGCAACGGCUACGAUCGUUUGCAUCGCAUUGCUGCCAAAGGUCCCAGUAGCAAAGAAUUCAUUGAGCCACGGGUGGAGGGACUAUGGAGAAUGGCUAUCGAGGCUAACUUCACACCUGAAGAAUUGGAGUCACUAAGGGGGGAGCUGAUGCACUACGAGAACCGCGUGCUGAAGCUGCGACACAUGCAGGCAGAGGCGGCCGUGGGCUCGGACCGGCGCCAGGCCAAGGAGGCCCAGCUGGGGGCCAAGACGGACGGCAUCAGGAUGAUGGAGGACAACGUCAAGAAACAGAUGCGCAAGGUGGAGAAACUUCACCUCGAGCUGGAGGCCAAGAUCAUGCAGAGACACGUCGAGCUGUGACGGGAGACUCGGGGAGCUUUGCGAGACGGUCUUCGAGAGAGUUGCUGUCCGUAGCAGACCGAGGAACGAGAUCCGCUGACGGACUGAAACGUACGGACGGAAAGGAAGAAAAAUGCUUGGAAAGAAGGAUUAGAAGUGUUAUACUGGCAUCAUUUUUGUGAUAUUGCUAUGGAUACGUGUACAUGUUUAAAAACAUGCAAAUAGUAGUGGGAUAUUUUUUUCAGUAACUUGAUUAUAUGGGCCUAUGUAUUUUUGUGCUGAAAUUUACAUUAAAUGCUGUGUAUUAAUAAACUUUAUCAAAAAUUCUAGGGAAAAAA
Messenger RNA from Bacillus rossius redtenbacheri, 1653 nucleotides. RefSeq names its product alpha-2-macroglobulin receptor-associated protein. The coding region runs from base 200 to 1336 and encodes 378 amino acids. The transcript has 7 exons. Gene Ontology annotation, biological process: regulation of receptor-mediated endocytosis. The record is from RefSeq and is a predicted model, not a curated record. Gene Ontology annotation, cellular component: endomembrane system; endoplasmic reticulum. NCBI's taxonomy places the organism in Eukaryota, Metazoa, Arthropoda, Insecta, Phasmatodea, Bacillidae. Gene Ontology annotation, molecular function: receptor antagonist activity; heparin binding; low-density lipoprotein particle receptor binding.